CUCGACCAUCUGCCAGCACCUUCCAACUCGUCUCUCUUCACUCCCUCCCACUCCAUUCUCAUCAUCAUGUCUACCCGCGCGAUCGUUAAGUCCGUGCUCUCUGGCGACACGGUGAUCGUGCGUCCCAAAGAGGCGCCCGCUCGUGGUCAGCCCGCCAAGGAGCGCGUUCUCCACCUCGCUGGCACAUCGGCCCCGCGCAUCGGCACUGCGUCCCGCGACGAUGAGCCCUUCGCCUUUCAGGCGCGCGAGUUCCUCCGCUCCCACCUCGUCGGCAAGGAGGUUGCGUACACUGUGACGCACACGCUCCCUAACGGGGGCGAGUUCGCAACUGUCCUCUCAGCCCCGCCCGGACCGGGCAAGCGGCCCCAGGAUGUCGCGACACUUGUCGUCGAGAAUGGUUGGGCAAAGGCGCGCGACAACGCGCCCGAGGCACUGAAGGAGGCAGAAGGGCGCGCGCAGGCUGAGACGCGCGGUCUGUGGGGUGCUCAGCCCGACCAGCUCACUGUCGCGUUCGCCAUGCCGGCCGACCCGCACGCCUUCAUUGCCGAGCACUCUGGCGAGAUCGACGCUAUUGUUGAGCAGGUCCGCGACGGCACGCAGCUGCGUGUGCGUUUGCUCCUUGACGACAACAACCACCAGCUCAUCAACCUCGUUACUGCCGGCGCCAAGAGCCCGCGCGCUAGCGUCACGCGCGACGGUGAGACGCAGGCCGCUGAGCCGUGGGGCGAGGAGGCCAAGUUCUUCACCGAGGCACGCCUGCUCCAGCGCCGCAUCAAGGUCCGCCUGCUGUCCGCGCCCGUGUCGCUCAACUCGGCUCCCUUCCAGACCGAGAGCAGCGGGCUCCCUUCUCUCUCCCAGGGCGCGAGCUUCAUAAUCGGCCAGGCAAUCCACCCCAACGGCAACAUUGCCGAGUUCCUUACCUCUGCUGGCCUUGCCAAGGUCAUUGACUGGCACGCUGGAAUCCUCGCCGCACACGGCGGCCUUGAAAAGCUCCGCGCGGCUGAGAAGUCUGCCAAGGAGCGCCGCGUGGGGUUGUGGGAAGGCUAUGGUGCCACCAAGGCAGCGAACGGUGCUGGUGGUGCCGCCGCUCCGGCCAGCACGACAAAGGGCCAGUCGUUUGAGGCCACCGUCGUCCGGAUCUGGGGUCCUGACCAGCUGUCGAUUGUCGCAAAGGGUGACUCGCCGACCAAAGACCGGCGCGUGCAGCUCGCCUCGGUGCGCGGACCUCGUGGCGCCGACGCCAAGAACGCUUACUAUGCGGCCGAAGCCAAGGAGUUCCUUCGCAAGCGCCUCGUCGGCAAGGUCGUGAACGUGCACGUCGACUACGUCAAGCCCAAAGACGGCGAGUACGACGAGCGCGAGUGCGUCACGAUCAAGUACGGCGGGAACCAGAACAACGUCGCGGAGCAGCUCAUAGAGAAGGGCCUUGCGACUGUGCUGCGCCACCGCCGCGACGACGAGGACCGCAGCAUGGAGUUUGACAAGCUCGUGCUGGCUGAGCAGACCGCGGCCGGCGAGACCAAGGGGCUGCACUCGCCGAAGGAGGUGUCGCUCCCACGCAUUGUGGAUGCGAGCGAGAACCACUCCCGCGCCUCGCAGUACCUCCCCUCGUGGAAGCGGCACGGGAAGCACGCGGCCGUGGUUGACUUUGUCUCUGCGGGCUCGCGCUUCAAGCUGCUCCUCCCCAAGGAGAACGCCAAGAUCACGUUUGUGCUUGCUGGAAUCCGGGCGCCGCGGACGGCGCGCAACCCGAACGAGAAGAGCGAGCCGUACGGCAACGAGGCGCACCGGUUUGUGUCGCGCACGAUGCAGCGCGACGUCGAGGUGACGUUUGACAGCACGGACAAGCAGGGCGGGUUCAUCGGCGGCAUGUUUAUCGGGAACAACAACGUCGCGGUGGACCUGGUGCGCAACGGCCUCGCGAGCGUGCACGAGCCGAGCGCGCGCAACCUGCCGUACGGCGCCGACCUGCUCGCGGCGGAAGAGGCGGCGAAGAAGGAGCGCAAGAACCUCUGGGCCGACUUUGACGGCGAAGAGGAGGUCGCGCCUGCGGCCAACGACGCCGCCCUCCCGCCGCAGUACCUCGACGUGUGCGUGUCGAGCGUGCGCGAGUCGGACCCCUUCGCGUUCUCGUACCAGGAGCUGGACGAGGCGAACUCUGCCGCGCUCGAGCGCCUCAUGUCCGACUUUAGUCUGUUCCACCGGAACCAGGCGAACGCUGCGCCGGCCGGCUGGACGCCGAAGACGGGCGAGCUCGUAUCCGCCAAGUUCUCGGAAGACAACACAUGGUACCGCGCGCGCGUGAAGCGCGCGUCGGGGAUCAAGAAGGACGCGCAUGUCCACUUCAUCGACUACGGGAACGAGGAGACGAUGCCGUUCGCGCGCAUCCGCCCGCUCGACCCAAAGUUCAAGGCGCUGCCGGGACAGGCGAAGGAGGCGCGCCUGUCGUUCGUCAAGCUCCCGCCGCGGGAGAGCGAGUACGGCGCCGAAGCGUGGCGCCGCUUCGGCGACCUCACGAUCGGGCGCAAGCUCGUCGCCAACGUCGACCAGCGCGAGGGCAAUCUCGCGCACCUCCGCCUCAUCGAUCCCGCGGACCCGCAUGCGGCCGAGGACCCGCUCGCGUGCCUCAACGCGGAUAUGGUGCGCGAGGGGCUCGCGACGCUCGACAAGGGGCUUAGAUACCUCGGCGCGUAUCCCCAGGUGGUGAAGAAGAUCCAGCAGGCGAGCGAGGGCGCCAAGGUGGACCGGUUGGGCAUGUUUGAGCUGGGCGACGUGAGCGAGGACUGAGUGAGACUAGGGAGCGGAGGAGACGAGAGGGACAGAGGAGGUGGGACGAGCGAAGAUCAAGGACACAAAAUACAACCCAUAUGCAUCAGUCACGCU
Messenger RNA from Cutaneotrichosporon oleaginosum, 2883 nucleotides. The record is from RefSeq and is a predicted model, not a curated record. Lineage: Eukaryota; Fungi; Basidiomycota; Tremellomycetes; Trichosporonales; Trichosporonaceae.